Rotaria sp. Silwood1 is the source of this 1080-nucleotide messenger RNA. The record is from the annotation of a GenBank genome assembly. Lineage: Eukaryota; Metazoa; Rotifera; Eurotatoria; Philodinida; Philodinidae.
AUGUCUCAACAUCCUUGUACAAUAUCUGAAUGUCCACGUACAUCGAGAGUAUUAUGUUAUUGUUGUAAAAAUAAUUACUGUGUUGAACAUUUAAAAGAUCACAAUGAUAUAUAUUUAUCUCAAUUAUAUCAAUUAACAAAUGAUAUAAAUAAAUUAUCAGAAUAUUUUCGUGGUCAAUAUCGUCAACAACUUGACCAAUGGCGACAUGAAUCACAUCAAACAAUUGAUUUAUAUUAUGAAAAAAAAUGUCAAGAAUUAGAUAAUAAAACUAUUCAAAAUGAAACAUUAAAUCAAAAUCGUCAAGUUAUUGAAUGGAUUAAAUUGAAAAUUAAUCAACUUAUACGUGAACAAGAUACAACUCAAGAACAAAUUGAUUCAUUAAAAGCUGCAACAAAUGCUGUAAAACGUGAAAUUGAACAAAUACCAACAGAAGAUUUUCAAUUAAAUAUUCCACCAUUAAUUCUUAAUGACAAUUUUAUUCAAAUAGAAAAACGACGUUCUACUUUUAAUUUACAUGCAACAAUAAAAUCAUUGUUUUUAACAAAAAAAAUAAUAACAGAUGAUUCUCUUGUUAUGGCAAAUAAUUCUACAUAUUUCUUAAUUAAUCAACAAUCAAAUUUAUGUUUGUAUGAUAAAAAUUUAAAUAUGAUUAAACAAGUAAUAUGGGAAUAUGGCUAGGUUAAAGCAUCAGUACGUCGUCGUAAUGCAGUCAUAGCAUCAUUAAAACGUCGUCAAGAUUCAUCAUCGUCCAGUGAUGAAAAUCAACCAUCAGUACCAACAUUUUGUUCGUCACGGCCAAUAAAAAAAUGUCUGAUAGCAGCAACUAGUUAUAAUUCAUCAAACAAACAUCGUCAACAUAAUAUUGACAAUGAUGCUGAUGAAGAUUAUAAUACUAAAGAAAACUUAUCUGUUAUUACAUAUAAAUCUGAUCGACAAGUACAAUUACAAGGUUCAAAAGAUAUAGGCGCUGCAACAUCUACAAUUGAAAAUAAUCUCUUGGAUACCGCUUGUCUUCAAUUGAAGACAUGCAGAACGAAAGAAUUUAUUUUUUCGUUCUAUCGUGUCGAUAAACAGCUGUGA